GCGGCGGGGGCCGGCGCGGGGCGGGUAGCGGCGCCCGGGAGCCUCUGCCGCGGCGGGGGGCAGCGGGCCGGGCCCCAUGGGCGGCGCGCCCCGCCAUGGUCCUCGCCGGCAACAGCAGCCCCGUGUGCGGGCAGCUGCGGGCGCUGAGCGGCGGGAGGAUGAUCGCGGGCUCGCUGCCCCCCCGCCUGGUGAAGCUGGCCCAGGAGGUGGGCGCCAGCCCCGCGGGCCCCGCCGGCUGGGCGGGCGGCAACGACACGGGCUGCGGGGAGCAGAUCCUGAGCUACGGCCAGGCCGAGAAGGUGGUCAUCGGGGCCGUGCUGUCGCUGCUCACGCUGCUGACCAUCGCGGGCAACUGCCUGGUGGUGAUCUCCGUCUGCUUCGUCAAGAAGCUGCGGCAGCCGUCCAACUACCUGAUCGUGUCGCUGGCGCUGGCCGACCUGUCGGUGGCCGUGGCCGUGAUGCCCUUCGUCAGCGUCACGGACCUCAUCGGGGGCGAGUGGAUCUUCGGGCGCCUCUUCUGCAACGUCUUCAUUGCCAUGGAUGUCAUGUGCUGCACAGCCUCCAUCAUGACCCUGUGUGUCAUCAGCAUUGACAGGUACCUUGGAAUAACAAGACCUCUUACAUAUCCUGUAAGGCAGAAUGGGAAGUGUAUGGCUAAAAUGAUCCUGUGCGUAUGGCUCUUAUCUGCCUCUAUCACUAUCCCACCCCUCUUUGGUUGGGCCCAAAAUGUGAAUGAUGAAAAGGUUUGUUUAAUCAGUCAAGACUUCGGCUAUACAAUUUACUCCACUGCAGUUGCAUUUUAUAUCCCAAUGUCAGUGAUGCUUUUCAUGUACUAUCAGAUUUAUAAAGCUGCCAAGAGGAGUGCUGCUAAACACAAGUUUGCUGGCUUCCCACGGCCAGAAGAAACUGAAGGGAUUUCUGUGAAUGGAGUUGUAAAACUACACAAGGAAUCUGAAGAAUGCACAAAUUUUUCACGACUCCUUAAACACGAUAGAAGAAACAUUUCCAUCUUCAAAAGGGAACAGAAGGCUGCCACUACUCUUGGAAUUAUUGUGGGGGCAUUUACUGUGUGCUGGCUUCCAUUUUUCAUACUUUCAACUGCCAGACCCUUUAUCUGUGGUACAGCAUGCAGCUGCAUCCCAUUGUGGGUUGAGAGAACAUUUCUGUGGUUGGGUUAUGCAAAUUCUCUUAUUAACCCUUUUAUAUAUGCCUUCUUCAAUCGGGACCUGAGGACAACCUAUCGCAAUCUACUUCAAUGCAGAUAUAGAAAUAUCAACCGGAAACUGUCAGCUGCAGGGAUGCAUGAGGCUCUGAAGCUUGCAGAAAAGCCAGAAUUUGUGCUGUAAGGAGAAGCUCUGAUUACUCAAGGAAAAAGAGUCAUGACUCUUGACCAAAUGGGCAAAUUAGUCAGAAGCUGUCAAGGCAUGACCACAGAAAGAAAUGUGAUGAAGAUUUAGUCUCUGAAGAAAUGGAUGGAUUUAUGAAAUGUACUUCUUCAUCUUCUGAUGGGAAUGCUUGAAAAAAAAUCAAUGAGCUUAAUACAUUGCACUUAAAUGUAUUUCUGUUGAAAGUGGUGACAUCUCAUUUAUUAGCGAGACAAAUGCUGUUGUGUACAAAUGAAAAUAGUUUUCUUUUGGAGAAAGCCAAAUCAUUUUAGCAAUAAGCUGUUUGACGCUCAAGGGGGGAAAGAUCAACUAAAAGCCAGGAAAGUAAAAUGUUGUACAAAUUUCCACCUUUAUUAAUAUAAGUAGAAGAAAGUAUUUAUUUAGGUUUCCCAUGCCUGUGGGUUACAGCAUUGCUAUUAAUAUUCAGGGAUCAUCAGUGGUACAGAAUGUAUUUUGUUGUACUAUAAACAUAUUUUUCAAAGGAACAGUGGAAAUCAGGAGGCAUUCAAGGCUGUUCAUGGUGUUGAAAAUAUUCUUUGUAUUUUAGCAUUCAGAAAGGCAACAAUAAAAGGCUGAUUGAUUUCUUUGGUAACAGGAACUCAGUGGCACUAACCAGCUAAGGUCUUGUCUAGUUACUCACCACUGCUAAAAGUUGUAGUUGGUCUUCAAGAUAAAAAUAAAGCAUAAUUCAUUGGUCCCAUCUCUGAACUUGUUAUGAAAAAGGUGCCUCAUGGAUUAUGACAAACACCGUGAAACAUAAGUAAGAUGUACAUAGUUUACAAUCUAGGAGUUAAUUUAUAUACUUGUUAAUUUUGUUUUAAGGUAAUUUUUGUGGUGUCAGGAUAUACAAACUAUUCACUUUGUAAUUCAAGUAACUGUAAAAAGUGAGCGCUUCAACAUUCAUACUCCCAGUUUCUGCAAAUUGUGCAUUAAAAUACCUUUGAAUCUUAUUUGGUUAGUUGAAUUUCAUGUGGGUUGGAAGCAUAUGUUGUUGUGAUUAUGAUAGACUGCCAGAAUACCCUAUUAUCCUUGUAUGAAGUAGCCAGGAUGCUAUUCAGUACCUCAUUAAUGGAAUUAGUCACCAUAAACUCUGCAUUUUAAAUAAAAUGAAUGCCUUUUAUAAUUCACUUUGAUCUCCUAAAAGGUACAAACUCACCAUAUAAGUGAUAUAGUAAAUAUUGAUAAUCUUUAUAUAUUCAGUGUAGGAGGGGGAAAGACAUUUAUUGGGAGUGGCCAAUGAAGCAGAUUUUGAUGUAUUAUACUGGUACAUCUUCAGGGUAACACUAUUUGCAUCUCUGUAAUUUUGAUUACAGCUGGAUCAGAAAAAAGCCCAGUAUGUAAAACUAAUGAGUAAAGAUUUAGGGGAGAAGAUGGAUUCAUGAGUGACACUAAAAUCCAAAGCCUGCAGGUUAAAUCCAAAAGACAGUGAAUCUUCUAAAACUAGUUUCUAGCUUGAGAUCGGUCUGUCAUGACUUGUGUUCAGAAGGAACUAGACUGUCACUCUUUCCUUAUAGAUGAAGCUGCACCAAAACCUUAGGAUAUUUGAUAGAAUAACUGUACAUAAUUACAUCCAUCAUGUAAAUGAAUUUGUCUAUGUACUAAUAUUAACAUUUUCUGUGAAAUUCAGUUUAAAAAAAUGCUGUAACAUGAAAUUUAAACUAUAUCUUAUUUAUAAAUGUCAAAAGAGAAAUUUUGUUUGACAGCUAAAGAAAUGUGAAUGCUUCAACAAAGUAAACAGUAAUGGAUGAGUAUCUGCAAGUGAGGCGAGAGAUGCUAAAUGUUUUUUAACAACAUUACCUCUUCAAAAUGCAAGUAGCAGCAAAUAUGUAUCAUCAUAGUAUCAUUUCUGCCACAGCCAGUGAUUUUGUUUUCGUUUUAUCAAAGGCAUUUUCAAGGGCACAAAUGAAGUUUCCUGAUUAAUUUUCAUUUCUUUGUUAUGUUAUAAUAUCUUGAAAUAAAUAGAAACACCAUAAUUUUAUGAUACUGCUGAGAAAAAUGGUAUCAAAUAAAGUAUGUCCUGUGA
Molecule: messenger RNA, 3408 nt
Organism: Alligator mississippiensis (American alligator)
Lineage: Eukaryota; Metazoa; Chordata; Crocodylia; Alligatoridae
Gene: HTR7
Product: 5-hydroxytryptamine receptor 7
Exons: 3
Coding region: 96-1346 (416 amino acids)
Biological process (GO): vasoconstriction; G protein-coupled receptor signaling pathway, coupled to cyclic nucleotide second messenger; circadian rhythm
Cellular component (GO): plasma membrane; dendrite
Molecular function (GO): G protein-coupled serotonin receptor activity; neurotransmitter receptor activity
Source: RefSeq, a predicted model, not a curated record